This is a messenger RNA of Equus quagga, 1237 nucleotides long. Its product is annotated as cytochrome P450 4F11-like. The record is from RefSeq and is a predicted model, not a curated record. NCBI's taxonomy places the organism in Eukaryota, Metazoa, Chordata, Mammalia, Perissodactyla, Equidae. Gene Ontology annotation, molecular function: iron ion binding; oxidoreductase activity, acting on paired donors, with incorporation or reduction of molecular oxygen; monooxygenase activity. The coding region runs from base 107 to 409 and encodes 100 amino acids. The transcript is spliced from 2 exons.
UUUGUCUGCCCUUGCCCCACUCCUGCUAUGCUGAUCCUGGAGGGGGAGUGCAGACCCCUGGCUGAGGCUCCACCUUGCCUCAAAAGUGCCUCCCCUCCCCCUCUCCAUGGCCCCUGAUGGCUUAUCUCUCAUGUCAGCUGCCAUUGCACCCAAGGACAUGAUCCUCUCCAGAUUCCUGAAGCCCUGGCUGGGGGAUGGGCUCCUGCUGAGUGGUGGUGACAAGUGGAGCAGGCACCGCCGCAUGCUGACACCCGCCUUCCACUUCAACAUCCUGAAGUCCUACGUGAGGAUUUUCAAUGACAGUGUGAACAUCAUGCAUGUGAGUCUUGAACCCAAGGUCCAACCCGGAGCCUCGGGGGCAAUGGAUGCUCAGAGGCAUGUUGUCUGGAGUUCUGGCUCUUCUGGGUAGCUUUGGGGCCAUUGCUUCUCCUUUCUGAGCCUCGGUUUCCUCAGCUGUAAACUGGGGAUAAUGAGCCUCACUUUGCAGGGUGAUCAAGAUGAUGUAAUGGACUCACGUCCCUGGCACAUAGUAGGUGCUCAUGUGCUAGUUUCUAUGUUUCCCUCUCAGAAGCCUUGGAAUCCUGAGACACUGUUGAUGAUAGUGAUGAAUGUUGCAUGUUGAAUACUGAAUAUGGAGUAACAAACCACUUUUCAAUUUAUAAGGUUUUAUUAUUGCUAACAAGUCUACGAGUCAGUGAGCUGCUUCUUCUGGACGUGGAUGGGGUCACUCAUGCAUCUGUGAUCAGCUGUGGGUCAGGUACUUUGCUGUUCUGGCCUCAGUCCUCUCAUGUGUUUGGGGCUUGGUUGGCUGUAGGCUGGUUUAGGAUGCUCUCAGCUGGGACAAUCCUCUCGUGUGGUUCCCUCCCUCCAGAAAGGCAUUUCAGGCUGUUCACACGGCAGAGGCCACGUUCCAAGAGGCUGAGAGGAAGCUGCAAUGCCUCUUGAGCUCUAGGUUUAGGAUGAUCACUCGUCAUUUUUACCGCAUUGGCCAAAGCAAGUCCAAAGGCCAGCCCAGAAUGAAAGGGUGAUGAAAUGGGCUCCUCCUGCUCAUGGAAGUUCACAGGCUCAUUGCAAAGGGUGAAUGUAGGGAGGUGAAGCAUUGGAGGUGGGGGUUUUGUGAAGUGCCUGGGACUUUUCCACACUUGCAAGCUGACAAGUAAGCUCAUUACUGUUUUGUGGAUCCUGCCAGAAGACAAGAGACUCCUGAACCAGAGACAAAGGACAGUUUAUUACUCAU